Messenger RNA from Cladophialophora yegresii CBS 114405, 897 nucleotides. RefSeq lists its product as uncharacterized. Lineage: Eukaryota; Fungi; Ascomycota; Eurotiomycetes; Chaetothyriales; Herpotrichiellaceae. The record is from RefSeq and is a predicted model, not a curated record. The transcript has a single exon. The coding region runs from base 1 to 897 and encodes 298 amino acids.
AUGGCUUCGAACGAAGUGCGUGGAAUCACAUCGCGAUUUCAGGUGCAUCAAGCAUCAGGGGUGUGCAAGACAUCGACGACCGUUUCACUCCUGCUGCUUUCGCUUUGGGUACCGCCAGCGGUAUGCAGCCUCAUCUGCGGCUCAAGCAUCUUCCGACGGAGAUUAUCUCGCAUCAAGAACCAGCCGGAAGAGCACGCUGGAUAUGUCAACAGAUUCUACCUCUUUGUGUCCUUAUUUGGCAGCUUUUUCUUCCAGGCCGUUGUCUUCGCUAUCGCGCAGGCCCAACUUCUGGCCGACAGUAAUCCAGAUAACUCGUUCUCGGAUCUUUAUUGGGUAUGGUUGAUCAGACCUCUGCCGGCAACAUUUGUGCUGUUCAUGGCGUACAUGUGUCCUACGCUCUACCUCGAGAGCGCUUUGGAGAUGCAAUGUGUGGAAGGAGUGUUCGGCAUGUUUACGAUUGGCAUCUACGACGAUAUUCGUAAAGGCGUCAGAGGAGCUGAUAUCCUUCAGCCCGGGGUGAAGCAUAUCCGCGAUGGAGCCAACCUGGGCUUCGCCUUCUGGAUUCUGUCCUUCUUCGUCGCUCUUGCGGUCGUCGCACUCCUCAAGAUUGGGAUGCUGCGCCAUAGACCUCCUGACAACACUCCAAUCGGCGGCACACCACUCCGCCUAUGGACAGGUUGGAGCAUCAUUUUCAACAUGAUGCGGAUGAUAGCCGGCUUUCUGAUAUGGGCUGGUAUUGCUCAGGUGGACCAACAGGUUUUCUGCCUCAGCCUCGCCGCAACAGGCGGCAUUGCCGCGAUCGCCUUUGCGAGCGCCCUGGUCGAUCAUGGCUGGAGGGCUUAUUUCUGUGUGCUGGAAGGUACGACAAUGGGCCCGCUCAGCUCAGUUUUUCGGUGA